GACGAGUCGCGCUUCCACUUUAUAAAGCUUCUCUGUCCAGCGAGCCGCUGAUAAAAAGUCGGCUGUAGCAAGAAGUUGAGAUUCUACGAUUCACGCACUGGAAAACGCGAGUACCCGAGAUUAAGCUCCAUCAUGAGUGAGAGACAAGGAUCAGGAGCUGCGGCUAGCAACAACCAGACCGCUGGAGCACAAGACGCUUCCAAGAAGGACGUCCCCGCCGAGGACUUUGACAUCGACAUGGGGGCCCCGGAGACCGAGAAGGCGGCGGUGGCCAUCCAGUCCCAGUUCAGGAAGUUCCAGAAGAAGAAGCAGGACGACAAGUCCUAGUGGUCGCCCCAGGAGGAUGGCGCCUCCGGUGGGCAGGGGGCGGCGGCGCCGGGGGGGGUGUGGUGUCAUGGCGACCAAGUGGCAUUUGCAUGUGAAAAAUGAAAAAAAUCA
Gadus chalcogrammus (walleye pollock) is the source of this 438-nucleotide messenger RNA. RefSeq names its product Purkinje cell protein 4b (gene pcp4b). Gene Ontology annotation, molecular function: calmodulin binding; calcium ion binding. Gene Ontology annotation, cellular component: cytoplasm. Lineage: Eukaryota; Metazoa; Chordata; Actinopteri; Gadiformes; Gadidae. The record is from RefSeq and is a predicted model, not a curated record. The coding region runs from base 133 to 327 and encodes 64 amino acids. The transcript has 3 exons.